AUAUUGCUUCAGUAACCUUCAUCCUCCAUCACUUGCACGCUUCACCUACUGCUACUUCGAACGCAUACCCAUUCUCAUAACAUUUCUAUCAAUUAUCUGCUGGCUCAGAUGACACAAUCAACUUCUUACCCCUCAUCGCACGGUCCUGAUUCUUUCAACGCAACUGACGUAUCUUUGCUUGGUGUAGAUGCUGGAGUUGUGCAUCACACGUUUCAAGCAGGACAACAUGGUCAUUGCCUCACUGCAGUGACCGAUCUCUCACAUGCCACUCGUGCUGGUCCAAACCCACCACUAAUUGCUUCUGCUGCUCUCCCUCAACAGCCAUCCGAAGCGAGCUCUGCGUCCUCGUUUCUCCCUCAAGCACCAAAGCGCGUUGCGGAAGACCUCCAAGACCCUAACGUCAAGCGAAUCAAAAUAGGUUCCGGCAAGAUAGUCAACGACCCGCUUUUUAAACCCGUGUUGAAUCGAUGUGGGCAAUACGAUGGGGAUUACUUUAUGUGUUCUAAAGAUGGCUUGGUCAUCCGUCCUGGCAAUUAUGAACAGCAUAUCAAGACAGCAAGACAUCUAGAUCACGAACUAAUGCUAUUUGGAUGCCCUCGUUGUCGCAAAACUUUUGCUCGACAGGAUGUCUGCAAGAGGCAUUGGGACGAUAUUUGUGGGAAGCUAGCAGCUCAUGAUGGCGUUCAGCUAUCCUACUCAGCCGCUUGCAAGGCUUCCAUAAGUUUUGCUUCUGCUUCACCUAUGAGAGUACCCACUGCCAGUUCACGCGAGACCCUCACGAUAACGUCCGAUAGCUCAUUACAAGAGAUCACGCGAACAGAGGCGACCAAAGACACCCCAGAACCAGAUCCUCGGGCAGCUAGUGAGAUACAGGACCCUCCUUUGGUGACACCCGUGCUUCCUGAAGGACAAGACAUUGCAUUCGCAGAAGUCCAUGAUACUUUGGCGGGUAAUGCGAUAGAUGACCCUGCUUUGGUGGCACCCGUGCUUCGCCCAUCUGAAGUACAAGACACCACACCGGCAGAGGCUUACGAUGCUUCUGCUAUCGAGACACAGGACCCUACUUUGGUGACACCCGUGCUUCCCUUAUCUGAAGGACAAGACAUUUCACUCGCAGAGGUCCACGAUACUUUGGCAGGUAAUACGAUAGACGACCCUGCUUUGGUGGCUACCGUACUUCCCCUCAUCUGAAGUACGAGAGACUACACGGUUUGGCGGCCACCCUCCUUUGGAGGACUACGACUUCGUGGAUUCUGUCCCUCUCAUAUCUAGCACCACAUGUUCUUUUCAUACUCUGCCAUAGCGCACCACCUCUCGUUCAUUCUCAUUACUGUUAUUGUUAUCAUCAUCCUUAGACUGAAUGCAAACAUUCCUG
Messenger RNA from Suillus bovinus, 1375 nucleotides. RefSeq lists its product as uncharacterized. Bases 109 to 1191 code for a protein of 360 amino acids. The transcript has 4 exons. The record is from RefSeq and is a predicted model, not a curated record. NCBI's taxonomy places the organism in Eukaryota, Fungi, Basidiomycota, Agaricomycetes, Boletales, Suillaceae.